Molecule: messenger RNA, 486 nt
Organism: Trypanosoma rangeli
Lineage: Eukaryota; Euglenozoa; Kinetoplastea; Trypanosomatida; Trypanosomatidae
Exons: 1
Coding region: 1-486 (161 amino acids)
Source: RefSeq, a predicted model, not a curated record
AUGCAGCCCCACGCUGCAUUUCUCCGCAGCUACCGCAAAACCUUACCGACGGCAGCCGUCCCCUCCCCCACUCCAGCACGCGCAUGUGCACUGCCCUUCCGCAGCACCCGCAUGAGUGCCCCGCGCUGCCAACGCAGAUGUAGUAAUGACCAAUCUAAUUCUUUUCAAAUCCUCGUGCCACCACAUGAAGGGCUCGCACCUCCGACUAUAGAAGAAUCACCUGCGGUGCGCCCUGCCCUACGCCGCCGCCGACACACACACCUCGCCGCUCUGUGGGGAUCGCUGUUGGACGUGUUUGAGAGGGCUCCCCACAACCCACAACUACCGCCACAGGCCCACGAGAGUGCAGCACAAAUGCUCAUACAAAAAGUCCCGCCAUGGUGCCCGAUCCCACCGCAUUCGCACCACCGUGUUGGAGUUGGUGGCGGAGCCUUUCACCUCUCAGUCUCCCUCUCCCUCUCCCUAUCCUUCUAUGAUGUCUGCUAA